This is a messenger RNA of Enterospora canceri, 705 nucleotides long. Lineage: Eukaryota; Fungi; Microsporidia; Enterocytozoonidae. The record is from the annotation of a GenBank genome assembly.
AUGGAUUUUAAUAUUGACAAGUGUAAAGUAAUGAAUAUUGGUAGGGAAAAUCCUCAAAACAGGUACAAUAUAAACAGGGUAAUGCUGAAUAGGUCAGAAUGUGAGAGGGAUUUGGGUGUUCAGGUUAGCUCAGACCUCCGUCCCAGAAAACAAUGCAUUGAGGCUAGAAAUAGGGCUAAUAGGUUGUUAGGAUUCAUUACUAGAAGUAUUAAAAGUAGAAGUGCUGAGGUUAUUUUGAAAUUGUAUUUAGCGUUAGUCAGACCUCACCUCGACUAUGCAGUGCAGUUUUGGUCACCGUAUUAUAGAAUGGAUAUAAUUUUGUUAGAGUCAGUGCAGAGAAGGAUGACCAAAAUGAUAGAAGGGAUUCGUAAUUUUAGCUAUGAAAGGAGAUUAAAGCUUUUGAAAUUGCACUCACUGGAGCGACGUAGAGUAAGGGGAGAUCUGAUUGAAGUAUUUAAGUGGGUGAAGGGUUUUAAUAAGGGGGAUGUAGGAAAAGUUCUUACGAUCAGUAGUCAGGAUAGAACAAGAAAUUACGGAUUCAAACUAGAAAAAUGUAGAUUUAAUAAAGAAAUAGGCAGAAAUUGGUUUACAAAUAGGGUGGUAGAUGAUUGGAACAGACUCAGUCAGCAGGUAGUUAGUGCACAGAUAAUAGGGAGUUUUAAGAGAAGACUAGACUUCAUGGAUGCGGAUGAGAGGUGGGUGUAG